UCUUCGUGUCAUCACCAGGUGGUACACUAAUAGAGAAACUGUAUUACCUGAAAAGUCUUUUAGAGGCCAGAAAUAAACUGAUUGUUACGAUAAGCCUAUCCAAGAUGAAUGGUUGUAUUCAGACUUCACAAUUCAGAAAAGGUACAAUACAACCUGAGCCAUUCUGUUCCUGUGUAAAUAGUAAUGGUGAUAUAAGGAACAAGCUAUCUUGCUCCUGUGGUGAAGAAUUGGGAGUACAUGAAUGGGAAUGGGACGGAACGUCGUCUGACUCUCGAUUGAUCUUGGAUGGCCGAGAAGUCCUCUUUCAUCCAUACUACAGUUCUGGUACAGCUGCUGUACGAGGAAGCAGACCUUGUGUCAGAGGAAAUGAUUAUUAUUGGGAGAUAAAAGUGCUUACGCCAUUGUGUGGGACUGAUGUUAUGAUUGGUGUGGGUACAGAUAAGGUUGACCUUGUGGCAUCAGAAUUUCAGUUUUUCAGCCUGCUAGGGUCUGAUGAGGAAUCGUGGGGAUAUUCAUAUAAGGGUUAUAUUCAACACAAAGGCAAAAUGCAGCCAUAUGGUCGACCAUAUGGUUGUGGCAGCAUUAUUGGUGUACAUUUGGAUAUGUGGAAAGGAACAUUACAGUUUUACCUGAAUCGGAAGCCACUUGGAGUAGCUUUUAGUUCACUGGGUGGCCAAACUCUGUACCCCAUGUUAUCCUCAACUGCUGCGAAGACUGCAUUGAAAGUCAUAUACUGCUCUUCUUUGCCAUCCACUUUGCAGCUCCUAAGCUUAAAAUCUCUCAGCACUGACUCAGAGAUGAUGAAAAUACUUAAGGCAAUUCCAUUCUUAAGGUCUCAGAUUGAGAGAGAGUAUUGGUGGCUUAUCCCACCAGAGCGAAAUGCAAGAUCUGCAGCCGAUUCUGCAGAAUGCUGUACGAUGGAAAUAUCUGAAGAUGGUGUUCCCAAGAACGGGGAGGACUAUGAUAGUGAUGAAGAUGAAGAUGAAAGCUUGGCUUCGUUUUGUGCACGUAUGUCACAUACUUUAAGUAGCUCAUCACAAGAAACAGUGCUUGCGAAAAAUGAUGCAAGUGACAAGAGAAAGCAUGUGCCCACCCAAAACGGCUGUGAAAUAGAGCCAUGUCUGUUUUGUAAUCAGUGUGAUACACAUGUGAGCACUGAGGGAACACUAUCAACAAACAGUAAGAAACUUUGUAUUACCUGUGAUGUUAUUAUAUAAUUGUAUACAUAAGUUAGUAAUUUUGAUGAGUACAUGUUUUAACCGCACACGCGUAUCUAGAUGGAGUACACUGACCUGGAUCGGAGACUAUCUAGAAGUGCGCUGUAGAUCUGGUAGUCUAGUUGGCGGCUACGUCCUUCUUGAUAACGCCUCCGCGAAUGGAAUAUCUCAGGGUUUAUUGGGCUAGUUGAUAAGAGGUGUUAUCAUUGAAUGUUUUAAAGCUUUCGGGUAGAGUCAUGGAUUCUUUCCUCAGGGACGUUUAGGGCCUCGCUUCAAAGGGGUGGGAAGGAGAUGUCCUGGAUUCGACUCUCCGUGUUAGCGGAGUCAGGUACAGUAACGCACUGUUUACUGGGUUUAAGUUUUGCACAACUUAAUUUAUUACACUUAAAAAAUGCAAUCGCACUGGUUAAGAUGUUUACGACACUGACACUGGCAUCGUGUUGAUCGCUUAUUAGCGAUCGUAGAACUAUAUCUUAUAUACAUGAACUGGUUUACACUGUUGCACUGUUAGUUAGCUUGUAGCUAGGGAUCACUUCUUUAGAACGUUAUGUAGAUUCGAGCUUAUACUCAUAGCUUGUUACACUUCGAAGAAUUAAAAGAACGUUUACAUUUAAUCGGUCCCAGCGUUGAUGUACUAUCAACUGUAGAAUGAUUGUUGGAGUUAG
Messenger RNA from Cryptotermes secundus, 1882 nucleotides. RefSeq names its product SPRY domain-containing SOCS box protein 3. The transcript is spliced from 8 exons. The record is from RefSeq and is a predicted model, not a curated record. Gene Ontology annotation, cellular component: SCF ubiquitin ligase complex. Gene Ontology annotation, molecular function: protein binding. Gene Ontology annotation, biological process: proteasome-mediated ubiquitin-dependent protein catabolic process. NCBI's taxonomy places the organism in Eukaryota, Metazoa, Arthropoda, Insecta, Blattodea, Kalotermitidae. The coding region runs from base 105 to 1217 and encodes 370 amino acids.